CAAUACACCAGCGACGCCCGCAUAUUCAUCCUCAGAAUUCCCACCUACAUGCCUGAAAUCUCGCGUGAAAUGAUCCCCGAAAUUUUUCAAACACCGGAUGAUGAUUGAAGCCGCCCAACCUCGAACCGCAACCUCCCCUCCACGAGCAGGGAACGGGAAAUGUCCAUCCGGGUCCUCAUCAAAGACUCCUCCCAUCGUGCGAUCGCGCUCGCGACCGCCACCAGCGUUCUGAUCCUACGGCAUAGUGAGUCGUCGGUGGAGAAUAACUCGUCGGGGUCGUCGACCAGCUUGGUGAACGGCGGCGCGAACGCAUUUCGGUGCAUCGUCGAGUUCUCGUCAAUCGACGAUGUCGACCUCUCGGAGUAUCGGUCGUUGUCGUCGCAGACCGUCCAUGGGACGCUUGGGUUGAUAUCCAUCGCGAAUGAAGUGUUUCUGUGCGUGGUCAGCGCGGCGCAGAAAGCCGCCACCGUCAGACCGGCGGAGACGGUCCAGAAGAUCCUCGCAGUGGAGUUCCACUGCCUAAGUAGCACGGACUAUGAUUUUGUUUUAAGUGAGGAGAUCAAUCCGUAUCCAACGGAUACCCUUGGCGACGAUGGCUUCGAGCGAAGUCAGAGUCCUGGUCGUCGAGAGUCGAUUCUGGAGCAUCCGUGCCUGACAUUGAAGAAGCUCCUGAGCAGCGGCACGUUCUAUUACAGCGCCGAUUUCGAUGUCACGAGGAGACUCCAAGACAGGCCAGCAGACGUACCUGUGUCCGUGGACAGUCUUGAUGACGGCUUUCUGUGGAAUUCGUUCAUGAUCCAGCCGUUGGUCAACUUCCGAGCACGUCUCGGUCUUCGUGAGAAGAGGGCGCUGGACGACUCAAAGAUCAUGACGUCUGCCAUUCGAGGAUUUGCCUUCACUCUCCCUGUUCCCGCAUCCUCUUCCCCUAUGGUAUCGUCUCGCACGGGAUUGCCGUCCCAAUUGACUUUGAUAUCUCGACUCUCAUGCCGACGUGCGGGUACUCGAUUCAACGCGCGAGGCAUUGACGACGAUGGAUAUGUCGCCAACUUCGUCGAGACGGAAACUAUCUUCUGGCUACCCGACGGCAGUUGUUUUUCCUACAUCCAACUCCGUGGAAGUGUCCCCGUCUUCUGGGAACAGACGAAUAGCCUCAUCCCGGGGCAACAAAAGAUCACCUUAAGUCGUUCCAUUGAAGCAACGCAGCCUGCAUUCGACAAGCAUUUUGAAGGACUGGAGUACGCAUACGGUCCCAUCCACGUCGUUAACUUGCUGAGCAACGACAAACCCGGGGAGCUGGAGCUUACCGGUAGAUAUCAUCAGCAUAUUAACAACUGUGUGCUUAAUAAGCGGGCAGCGGAAGCUGAAAAGGGCCAUGGGCUCCUCAAAGAGACGUUAUAUGACUUCCACGCGGAGACAAAAGGUCCCACUGGCUACGAAGCGGCGCAAAUGAUCCGACAGUACAUCGAAGAUUCUGCGAACAGUUUCUCAUACUACCUGACGAAAUGGGAAUCCGAGACCGACGGGAAGCGGACCAGAUAUGUACGAUCCAAUACACCGACCCUUCAACAAGAUGGCGUCUUCCGGACGAACUGCCUCGACUGCCUUGAUCGUACCAACUUGGUGCAGACGAUCAUCAGCCAACUGGCUUUGGAACUGUUCUUCUUCCAUCACAAGGAACGUGGGACAUCGGAUUUUUGGAUGAGGCACAACAGCCUUUGGGCAGACAAUGGCGAUCAUCUCUCGAAAAUUUACGCCGGAACAGGGGCUCUAAAAUCGUCCUUUACUCGACUGGGAAAGAUGUCCUUUGCAGGCGCCAUUGCAGACGCACGGAAAAGCGCCCAUCGAUUGUAUGUGAACAACUUUGCGGACAAAGGCCGUCAGAACACGAUGGACAUGCUUCUCGGACGCUUGAUGGGGCAGCAGCCGAUUGUGUUAUACGACCCGAUCAACGACUGGGUCAUCAAUGAGAUGAAUCGACGAGCAUCCGAGUACAGCUCCAAAGAGUUGAUCAACAUCUGGGCCGGGACGUUCAAUCUAAACGGAAGAACCGAUGGCAUCAACGAGGAUCUGGGAAUGUGGCUGUAUCCUGACAAACAUUUUCCGGAGAUCUUCGCCGUGGGUUUUCAGGAAAUCGUGGAGCUUAGCCCGCAGCAGAUCAUGUCGACGGACCCGGAAAGACGGAAGGACUGGGAGUUGUCGGUGCUCAAGGCAUUGAACAGAAUGACCACAAAAGAAGGACAGGAUGAGUACGUGCUUCUGAGAGGUGGACAGCUUGUGGGGGCGUCACUCUCGGUCUUCGUCAAGUCCGCCUCGUUAAAACACAUCAAGAAUGUCGAGGCAAGCAUGAAGAAGACUGGGAUGUCGGGCAUGGCGGGAAAUAAAGGGGCGGUGGCAAUUCGCAUGGAGUACGCGAAUACAUCCAUAUGCUUGGUCACUGCCCAUCUUGCAGCUGGGUUUGCGAACUACGAGGAGCGAAAUCGGGAUUACAAGACGAUCAGCCAGGGGUUGCGAUUUCAGCGGAACCGGUUAAUCGAUGACCAUGAUACUGUGAUUUGGAUGGGCGACUUCAACUACAGGAUCGGAUUGGAGAACGAGAAGGUGCGAAAGCUAAUCUCAGCGGGCGACCUGGAGACGCUUUACGUGAAUGAUCAGCUGAACAUCCAAAUGGUUGCUGGACUGGUGUUCCAGUACUACUCCGAAGCGCGGAUAACCUUCCUUCCCACGUAUCGCUUCGAUAUCGGGACAGAGAGAUAUGAUACCUCUGAGAAGCAGCGCAUUCCGGCGUGGUGCGACCGAGUCCUCCGUAAAGGCACCAACAUCCGCCAAAUCCACUACAACUCCGUCCCCCUCCUCUCCUCCGACCACCGCCCCGUCUACGCCACCUUCGAAUGCGACGUUAGUUUGGUCGAUGAGGGCAUCAAAGACAAGCUCAGCGCAGAGCUGUACAACCACCGCCGCACAACCGUCGGCGACCGUACCGCCAACACCAACGAGGAAGACACCGACGACGAGGACCUGAUCGGAUACGAGAGCAUCGAGCCGGGUCUUCCUCCCGCGAGCUCGGACCGCCGGAAGUGGUGGCUGGAUAACGGCGCGCUUGCCCGCGUGACGGUGAAGGCGCCUGGAAAGGAAUAUUCCUUGAAUCCGAACCGUCCAUCAAAUCCAUUCGCGCCUACUUCAGAGCCCGACUGGGUCCGGAUCUCGCCGUCGAACUUAGAUAUGGACAUGCAUUCGCCUCCAAAGCAGAUUCCACGGAAACUGCCUCCGCCAUACCACUCCUCGUCGUCCCAGACUUCCAUUUCGAAUGGCAAGUCUAAUACUCCGACACCGCCUGCUCCGCGUCGGUCGCAAGCAACGUCGUCACCCGCACAAUCGCUGCGAACGCAGCCGAUACCCAUUCACAGCCAGUCCACAACACCAUCUAGUCCACAGAGCGUCUCGUCAACCAAGACGGCGCCAACAAUCCCCCGAAAACCAGAGGCGUUCCGACAGUCAUCUUUUACGGUACACCAUUCGCCAUCUUUACCCCAGCACAUAGAGUCACAUCCCCGAGUCACGGUACAAGGAGAUGGCGCGGAAGACCAAUCGACAGCUCCUGCUCCACCACCCCCUAGAAGAUCUGUCACUACCAAUAUCCAGUCCAAGGAUGCAGACAGGCCGGGGUUGCCGUCCCGAGGAGCCGCGACGAAAGACUUGAUGGACGAAGCGGAUGAGACGGGGAUGGAAGAGUUGCAAAGCUGGGAGGUAUUAACGCCGAGCGGCAGAUAGCAGGCACUGGAUUGCCUCGGUACGAAAAGUCUCGCGCACGGCGUUUGUAGAAUUAGAUGCACACACGACGG
Eremomyces bilateralis CBS 781.70 is the source of this 3839-nucleotide messenger RNA. RefSeq lists its product as uncharacterized. The record is from RefSeq and is a predicted model, not a curated record. Lineage: Eukaryota; Fungi; Ascomycota; Dothideomycetes; Eremomycetales; Eremomycetaceae. Gene Ontology annotation, biological process: phosphatidylinositol dephosphorylation. Gene Ontology annotation, cellular component: membrane; cytoplasm. Bases 160 to 3768 code for a protein of 1202 amino acids. Gene Ontology annotation, molecular function: phosphatidylinositol-4,5-bisphosphate 5-phosphatase activity; phosphatidylinositol-3,5-bisphosphate 5-phosphatase activity. The transcript is spliced from 5 exons.